AUGAAGACCGUGUGUCGUAUUUGUAAUCUUAAUCGAGGAUUCAUGAUAAACAUAUUCGAUGGGACGUCAAAAGAUGUUGUUUCAAUUGUGGAUGUGGUGUCCAAUUAUACUGGCUUAGAAAUUAAACGAGGAGAUUUAUUUUCUGAAACCAUUUGCGGUCUGUGUCUGGAGGAUGCGCGGAAUUCAUAUGGAAUACAAUUUGGCAGCAAGGAAAAUGACCCGCUCUAUAUUAAGGAACAAGUCUUUGAAAUCAAAGAAUUGCACGUAAAGGAAGAGCUUUUUGAAGAGGAUCUAACGGAGGAAGUCCAUGUAAUUUCAGCCUACCAAGUGAAAAAUAAGGUUCUCGAGAACGAUUUACUAGAGGAGGAAGUGCGCGAAAUACCAAACGAUUUACUAGAGGAGGAAGUGCGCGAAAUACCAAACUGCGAGAGGGAAGGAUCAAAUAGUAAAGAGAUAACUAAUUUCCCAGUAAAAAAAGAAAUAUUCGAAUGGGAGGAAUCGAAUAUAGACAGGACCCAACUGUUCCGUGUUCAAAUAAAGAACGAGCCAAUUGAAGAUGAGCUUUCUGAAAAAGAAUCGUCUAGUGAUAAUGAUCUACCAAGCUGCCAAGUAAAAAACGAACCAAUUGAAGAUAUCCCAUUCGAGGAAGAAGUCUUUGCGAAUACAGAGGAACAGCCAAGUGUCCCAAAGUCUUGUUUGUCUAAAUCAGAUUUUCAGAAGAGCACAAGAAAUAACAAAAAACUUUUCAAAUGCGGUCUUUGCGCGGUGUUUUUUUCAACACAAACUGCUCUGGAGUCACACGCCCGGACUCAUGAGGAUCGACCGAACAGCUGUUGUCAUUGCCCCAAGUAUUUUCCGGAGGAGUCCCUACUGAAGGAGCACAUUCUGACCCACAGGCGACCGCACAAGUGCUGCCACUGCCCGAAGUCCUUUCUAUCGGCCUAUGAUCUCAAGCGACACACGAGGAUCCACACCGGCGAACGACCGUAUAGCUGUGACCAGUGUCCGAAAUCAUUUUCGGAUAAGACUUCUUUAACAUCGCACAUAAGGACUCACAAGGGAGAGCGGCCCUACAAGUGCUCCGAAUGCCCCAUGUCCUUUACGCAGCAAUGCAAUCUUCAGAGACACAUACGCUGCCACACGGGAGAAAGACCCUUUAAGUGUCUAUACUGCUCCAAGACCUUUACGCAACAGUCGAAUCUGGGCUUGCACAUGCGGGCUCACUCUGGAGAACGGUUCGAUUGCUCCCUCUGCUCCAAGUCCUUUGCCUAUAAUAACGAUCUGAAACGACACAUACGAAUUCAUACUGAGGAAAGACUCCAGUGUUCCCUAUGUCCAAAGUUGUUUGCAACCAAGUGGAGUCUUAAGAAACACUUUCAUUCCCACAGUGAAGAAGUUCUUUCCACAUAAGAAUGACUGCACUUAUGUAAAAAUAAUUGUAUAACAAGUUAUUACUAGAAAAAUAACAUUUGAAGAAAUAGAAAUUGUUAU
Messenger RNA from Drosophila rhopaloa, 1491 nucleotides. Its product is annotated as zinc finger protein 271-like. Gene Ontology annotation, cellular component: nucleus. Gene Ontology annotation, biological process: regulation of transcription by RNA polymerase II. Gene Ontology annotation, molecular function: RNA polymerase II cis-regulatory region sequence-specific DNA binding; zinc ion binding; DNA-binding transcription factor activity, RNA polymerase II-specific. The coding region runs from base 1 to 1410 and encodes 469 amino acids. NCBI's taxonomy places the organism in Eukaryota, Metazoa, Arthropoda, Insecta, Diptera, Drosophilidae. The record is from RefSeq and is a predicted model, not a curated record. The transcript has a single exon.